Molecule: messenger RNA, 2391 nt
Organism: Haliotis rufescens (red abalone)
Lineage: Eukaryota; Metazoa; Mollusca; Gastropoda; Lepetellida; Haliotidae
Exons: 8
Coding region: 167-2122 (651 amino acids)
Biological process (GO): signal transduction
Molecular function (GO): protein binding
Source: RefSeq, a predicted model, not a curated record
GCCUACCCGUUACACAACUGCGUCAAAUUGCAGUAAUGUCGUUUUAACGGUUAACAUACAGAUGCGUGUACGUACAAGCUUGUUGAGACAGUGUUUAGUGCCCGGCUGAAGUAUUGCGCAUUGGCAACAGUCUACUGACUUGCACAGCACACGUGACAGUUGCACCAUGGGUAACAUUGAUUCGGCGCUCCCUGUCUUGGAGGUAGAGAAAAAACCCGAGAAGGGUGAGUCGGAGGAAGAAGAGUCGGAUUCCAGCAGCGAAGAAGAAACUAGGAAACCCAAAAAGGUCAAGGUCAAGGUCGACAACAGUUGGAAACAAAGUGAGCUUAAAGAUCUUGGCCUAAAGUUGACCUUCAAGAACAAAGAAGACGCUUUGGCGAUAAAUGAAUGCAAGAUCGAAAAAUGGUCAAUGGAUGAGAGGAAUAAACAGAUAGAGGAGAUCCUGACCGAGAAGAAUGAGUUUAUCGCCAGUGACAUUUAUCACGUGACGGGGCCGAAAGUGACUCUGACUGAGAAUGUCACGGUUGUCGUUAAACUCGGCAAGGAUAUCUCUAAACGCCACAAGGUCAAGGUCAAGAUGCACUCUAAUGGGUCAUGGAAGAAUGAGGAUGCUACAUUUAAGAAAAACAGUGCCGAAUUCAAAACCACUCAAGUUGAGGAUUUCGUGAUUGUGGGCGACCUUGUUACUAAGAAGGUCAAGAUCCCUCCUGAGGGCAUGACGGUCAAGGUCGAUGACACUUCCAAGAUGGAGGUGGAAAUUCCAGCAGGCGCGGUGGACACUGACCAGGAACUGGAUUUCCAGAUUAUCCCUCCUGACGCGACUGCGAUGGAAAAGUACCUGACCGGCGAGGACCCGAUGUGUAAGUCUGUGGUGGGGGUCACCGAGUGCAUCUAUGGGGAGAGCUCCAAGGCCAUCACCUUCAAGAAGCCAGUGACUGUCAAACUCCCGUUUGAGAACAAACCUGUAGAUGAUGACGUCACACUCGUCAUGUUCCGGAUGGUUGGCAAUGAGAUUACCAUGAUGGACCGAAGUACGGAGAUUGGGAUGAAUGAGGGGAACGUGUGUAAUCUGCAAGUGUCGGCGUUCAGUGGAUAUAUUGCAAGCUACGUAAGGAACGACGCCCUGGAUGACCCCAAAACCAUUGAGUCGGAGAUUCGACUCUUGUUUGGAAAGAACUACAUCGCCAAGAUUCUGAUAUUUCGUGAGAGGAAAAACAUGCCCACAGGGUUCCCGAAGCUCUGGGUGGAGAUCGUGGACAAGGUCAACGUGGAGAAGGUUGUAGAGAAACGCACCCAGGUGGACAAACUGGUGGAGCUCCAAAACAGCCGCUCCCAGGACAUCAAGGUAUUCGACGGCUAUCGCAUGCGUAUUGACAUCGUCGGCAAUCUGAAGGGCCUUCGUGAUAUUCCUAAGAGCUACUAUCUUCUGACUUAUUUGGAUGUAGCUGACGACAACCACAAAAUGUUUACGGUGGAGAAGAAAGGCGAAGUCCACACCAGCAUCGGUAUCAUCAACUUCUACUGCGACAAGGGACCACACAGACGGUGUGUGCACUCUGUUCAGAUGGACACUGUGGUGGGGUUCGACAAAGUCUACCGUACUGACCAUGAAUCGGGCCCAAGACAGAAGAGACUCGCCUCUGGUGGGGAUGAAGCCUCGCUGAUGUCUGGUUUUAGUGGACAUGCUUCAAGCUCGUCCAUCGGAAACGACGCCAUGUCGAUGGCAACUGGGGUCGCCGGUUACCAGGAAACACAACCAAAUCAAUUGGUACGCCAGAAUUCUAGUCUCUCCAUAGGGUCUGCAACAUCUCUGAUGUCACAAGCUCCCCUGUGUCCAGCGCUGAAUGAAGGCAGUCUUUACAAUAUGGCGGAGAUGAUCAAGCAAGGCGACAAUGGCAUGAGCCUGUCAGCCCAACUCGGCAUGUCAGACAACUAUGACACCAUCAGUGAAAGUAGCCAAAGCCAAAGAGCGGCUGUCUUCAAACUCCUGAAAGAAUGGACGAAGAAGCAGACGACAACAGACGAUGCUGUGGAAGAAUUAACGUCUGCUCUGAAGGCCGCCAAGCUGAAGAAGGUGGCAGAAGCUUUCAAGAAGGCGGUCAAGAAGAACACAUCCGUGUAGAGGCGAGACGCCAUGACACCCUCCGGGGAACUACUUCCGGAAACGUGUACCAAGCUCCUCACAGCGAUAGCCCGUUCGCGGAGCUCCGCACUGUGCCAGGCGGCCACAGCCAUGCAUGUAAGCUCCUCAUAGCGAUAGUCCGUUGGCGGAGCUCUCUAUACUAUCGCUGCCACCAGUCAAAACUCCCCACUGUGAUAGGUGACCCCAACAAUGCUUGGAGUUGAACUCGCAACCGAAUGACCGUUAUGUUUACAAACGAGUGACGAAUG